Messenger RNA from Exophiala aquamarina CBS 119918, 1215 nucleotides. RefSeq lists its product as uncharacterized. The coding region runs from base 1 to 1215 and encodes 404 amino acids. The record is from RefSeq and is a predicted model, not a curated record. NCBI's taxonomy places the organism in Eukaryota, Fungi, Ascomycota, Eurotiomycetes, Chaetothyriales, Herpotrichiellaceae. The transcript has a single exon. Gene Ontology annotation, biological process: DNA-templated transcription. Gene Ontology annotation, molecular function: DNA binding; zinc ion binding.
AUGGUCCAGACUUUUUACGCGGAAGGAUUGGGUAGCCCUGCGUUGGAAUACUAUCUUUCCGGGUUAGCAGUGCGAAUGGCCCAAGGGAAGGGCCUUCAUCGUCAGCCAGCAAAAUCCUGGCGAUUACCAGAAGCAGAAGUUCUUCAAAGAAAUUGGCUUUGGUGGACAAUCUAUUGCUUGGACAAGCAAUUGGCUUUUCGCUCCGGCCGACCGUCAGCGAUCGACGACGAGAAUAUCAGCGCCGAGAUACCAAGAGCUGCUCCUCCGGGAAGUCCUAUUGAUGUCAACAUCUUGACCUAUAUCAUUAGACACGCUCAAAUAUCAACACAGAUAUCGCGCCGUAUCAUGUCCGUCAAGGCAUCUCAGCAAUCACUAACAAAUCUAAUCAACACCGUCCGUGACAUUCAUCGUCAACUGGAAGAAUUCAAACAAUCUUUGCCGCCAGAUCUUCAGAUUGAAGAAGAUGUUCUUCCACUCCAAGAUCGACAGUCCAUAUCACGCCUCAUACACCUGGUCUACAUCAGAUUUGCGCUGUACGGGAGUAUAAUGGCUGUGCAUAUCCCAUUCUUCUAUCCCUGGAUCGCUGCGAGACUCCGAAGUACAGAAACAAAUGCUGCCCUGGACGAACAGAUUGCGCUGUCUUCAGCGGCUGUGGCUGCUGCGGCACCCAAAAUCAUCCUGGCACUUCGAUCUCUAACCAUCAACGUUUCCGUGCCUGCCUGGCUUGCGUUCUACUACCCGAUGUAUGCGCAUAUCAAUAUGUUUGUGCAGAUUUUGAAGAGUCCCAGUGCCCCUUCAGCAGCUUCGGAUCUAGCACUUCUAGAUGUUUGUGCAGGUCACUUUGGGCACAUUGAUUUUGUCACGCUAUCCGAGAUUUCGUUCCCAUUCGCAAAGGAGUCUGCGAACUUGGCUUACAAAGUAGUCAAGGCCUAUACGGAAACAAAUCAGCACGAUGACUCACGGCCUAUUCCAACAAAUUCAAAGUUUAGCAAUGGCCUUCUCGCGACAGCAGAUACUGGUGACAGCCGAUGGAUUCAGGCGGGAUUCGAGCAGCCAAGGUAUUUCGAUUCGAUGACUGAUGUAAGUGAUUUUUGCCGCCUUGAUGUGGUGUACAUGCUGCAGUCACGGGUCUUGAUCUCUAAUCUAGUGAUAGAACAAUUUCAGUUUCACAGAAUUCAACAUGGAUGCUUGGAACAUGUUCAGCUCUGUCGAUGA